Messenger RNA from Cuculus canorus (common cuckoo), 4328 nucleotides. RefSeq names its product G protein-coupled receptor 149 (gene GPR149). Gene Ontology annotation, biological process: neuropeptide signaling pathway. Lineage: Eukaryota; Metazoa; Chordata; Aves; Cuculiformes; Cuculidae. Gene Ontology annotation, cellular component: membrane; neuron projection. The coding region runs from base 564 to 2732 and encodes 722 amino acids. The record is from RefSeq and is a predicted model, not a curated record. Gene Ontology annotation, molecular function: G protein-coupled receptor activity; neuropeptide binding. The transcript is spliced from 4 exons.
GGUGUGGCUUAGCAGGGACACUGGUUCAGUCUUCUGAUCCAGUGAAGGGGUAGCUCCGUCUGAGAAGAUACUCACUCCCCGCGGCUCUGCUAUCCUGCUUGCAUCCGACUCCUCCCUCCUGCAGCUCAGAACAGCGCAGGGUGAAUCCAACAGCCUCUCAUUUCUACUAUGUUUCUCCCUGGGCUACUAGAGCUUGAACAUACGUGACAUUCUGCCUUCGUUUCAGCUGCACUCGUGAGUAAGGCACAUUGCCUGAUAUCUCUCAAAAGUGAACGGCAUAUUAUUACCUGAAGAGCCUAAAUUAACCAUCUUCCAGUACUGAAAGGAUUAUGAAGAGCUGCAUUUUUUUAGCACCUUUGAUACUUCAUUGUUGCCUGAUUUUUCGAGAGGAUGACUUGUUCUGGUUUUCAAGGAUUCCUUCACCUGAAUAUUUCUUCAUCAGAUGCCACAAAGGAGAGUCUAGGAAAACAAAGAAACUUAUGAUUUGGAGCUAACCAUUCUGGUUUCAGCUAGCGAAAACUUGCAGGCAGUGAGAAGGCAGAGAAAAAAAUUUGCCAAGGACAAUGUCGGUAACGCCUGAUAAUUUGUCACUCAACGGGACGAGUUUCUUUGCUGAAAAUCAUAACAUGGAUAAGCCUAGCGAGCAGAGAACUUUGAAUGUCUUUCUAUUCUGCUUGACUUUUAUCAUUGCAUUCACAGCACUUCUGGGCAGCAUUUAUUCACUAGUUUCCCUGCUGAAAAUGCAAAACAAAACCACGGUUUCAACGAUUGUGACCUCUUUGUCGAUAGAUGAUUUGAUCAGCAUUGUGCCAGUGAUUAUUUUCAUGCUCACUCAGUGGUCAAGCGAUGCUCUCCCCCAGCCUCUGUGCACCACUUCAGCGCUUAUAUAUUUAUUCCAGGGCAUUUCGAGCAACCUGAAAGGGUCUCUUAUAGUUUCUUACAACUUCUACGCCAUUAACAAAACUGAAACAAUGAACAGCAGUACUUCCAAGCGACGAGUGAGCAUGGUAUGGGCCAUUCUUACCAUCUGGAUUGUUAGUUUGCUGAUCUGCAUUUUGCCUCUCUGUGGUUGGGGCAAAUACUCUCCCACCUCCUGGGGUUGCUUUGCUGACUGUGGCAGUUCCUACAUCUUGCUUUUAUUUAUUGUCUACUCGCUGGGCUUUUGCCUCCUCACAGUGCUGUCUGUUCCUCUAACCUACCAGCUGCUGUGCUCAGAUGAGCAGCAGCUAUUACUCAUGGAUUACCAGGAAGUCUCUCGAGGCUGCAUCACCCCUGGGACACCCACAGGCUGCAGCACUGCUACCCCGUCCCUUUCACCGGUGGACCCUGCGGAUAAAACCUUGAAGCAUUUCUCAAACACAUGUCCAAGCCCCGAGGCAGCUUUUAGGAAAGACGUGGCUGAGAACAGUGCACUCGAGCCCCGCUGCGUGAACAGCAUACAGAACAGGAGCUUCAUGGUGGGCUUCGCCCAGAAACGAUUCUCACUGAUUCUUGCAUUGACAAAAGUCAUUCUUUGGCUUCCAAUGAUGAUACAAAUGGUUGUCCAGCACAUCACUGGUUUUCAAAGCUUUCCAUUUGAGACCCUUAGCUUCCUGCUGACUUUGCUGGCUGCCACAGUCACCCCAGUAUUUGUCCUGUCAGAACACUGGAUCCACUUACCCUGUGGAUGCAUCAUCAAUUGCAGGAGGAAUUCGUAUGCAGUGUCCUCAGAAGAACUCAAAACCAAACGCAGGGGGUUUGAGUUCAACCUGUCAUUCCAGCAAAGUUAUGGAAUCUACAAAAUAUCCCACGACAACCACCGCCACCAUGACAAUGAUGGUAAAUCCACGUCCUACCACAACCUGGUGAGCUAUGACUGUGAGAACUCAGAAGACACCGGGAGAGGAAGCAGAGAUCCCUCCGGCCCUGGGUCCAGCACCCCGGCUGUGGUCGACACCCCGCGAGGCCCCGGCCACCAGCCCAGCUCCCACCAGGAGCCCAGCUCCCACCGCCUCCCCCCUAGCAAAGCGGGACCCAGCGGAAGGGAAGAGGGCAGGCAUUCCGAUAAGUCAACCUUUCUCGAAGGACCAGAAAGGAGGUUGUCACAUGAAGAAAGCCAUAAACCUGAACUCACAGACUGGGAAUGGUGCAGGAGUAAAUCAGAGAGGACCCCUCGGCAGCGAUCAGGCGGAGCCUUAGCUAUCCCUCUGUGUGCGUUUCAAGGAACUGUAUCUCUUCAGGCACCCACGGGAAAAACACUCUCAUUAUCUACAUAUGAGGUAAGCACUGAAGGGCAAAAAAUAACACCCACAUCAAAGAAAAUUGAAGUGUAUCGAUCUAAAAGUGUUGGACACGAGCCAAACCCAGAGGAGCCCCCUAAUACAUUUGCUGACACAAGUGUUAAAAUUCAUUUAGAGGUUCUUGAAAUCUGUGACAAUGAAGAAGCCCUGGAUACUGUGUCAAUCAUCAGCAACAUCAGCCAGUCCUCCACACAGGUAAGGUCUCCAUCCUUACGUUAUUCACGGAAAGAAAACAGGUUUGUCUCCUGUGACUUAGGGGAAACUGCCUCCUACUCCCUCUUCAUACCAUCAAAUAAUCCUGACAGCGAUAUAAACAUAUCAAUUCCAGACACUGUCGAAGCUCAUCGGCAGAACAGUAAAAAGCAGCAUAUGGAAAGAGGUGGCUAUCAGGAAGAAAUUCAGAUGUUGAAUAAAGCGUACAGAAAACGGGAAGAAGAUGACAACAGCAAUUAAAAGGCAUUUAAUCUAUUCUUUCAAACUGAUUUGACGAGCCAUUGCUCCUCUUGACUCAAGUUCCCAUAGCAAAUACAAUACCAACUAUUUUUUCCUAACAUAUAAAUUAAUUUCAUUUGGGUGCACUGUUAAAUAGAUGGAAACUUUUAUUGAUAUAUGGAUGGGAUAAGAAAUACUUAAGUGCUUUACAGCUUUGCAUAGUGAAUUCCAAGUUAUUUAUGUAUCUAUUUAUUCGAGGAACAAUUGUAUCUAAAAGGAAUCCUAAAUAGAGGCUUAAAAACCAGCUUUGGUUGGCGCUGGGUGGUCUGUCUGUGGGAUCUGUGGUAAAUGUGGGGGCAGCUCCACGGUGUGAAGUUAUGACAGUUUUGGCUGAUUUGCAAUUCUGCUCUUACUGAUGUGCCAGACUUGAAACAUUUAUCUGAAAACCUGUAGCCCAAACCUAAGAGGAGCUUAUUUAGUUGACUGAGUAGAUGAUUAAGAGACAUGUAUGUGGUUUAAUUUUCUGCUGCUCUAUAUAUGGUCCGUAUGUAAUACCGAUGUAAGUGGCCAUUGUAGAGGCCUUUGAAUAUGGUCGGCUGAAAUGUAAGCAUGCACAUUUUGUAAAUAUGAUGUUGUGAAACUUGAGAGUGUUCUCAUGGCUGGAUAUUUCUUUGAUCAAAUGUGACAAAUGUUGGUUAAUUUUAUACCAGUUACACUGAAGAGUCCCCUUUUUGCCUCCAUGAUCUCUAACCAAGUUAAGAAUUUUUGCACUCAAUCCAAUUAAAGGCAGUGUUUGAAAUGUUUGAAGAGUUAGGGUGUCAGAAGUGAUUUGAAUAAUUCUGCCUGAGUUGUUCCUAAGCAAGGAAUAGCUUUACAAUGUCACCUUGCUCCUCAAGGCCCAUAUGAAGCUAGUGCUUUUAUCAACACAACCAUGAGAGCGCAUGUAGCUGCAGGAGACCCAGAGGCUCACAGCAAAAACACUAAUGUGUUGGGGGUUUUUGUCCUGUAUAUUCUGUCAGUAAACCCUUCAUCACUGCUCCUUGGAUGGACUCGCUUUAGACCUGAAUCAGGAGCUGGGGGUUACCACUGAUUUGUGACUCCUUAAGAGAGGAGGAAGGAGCUAUUCAAGACGGCCAAGCUUAGAGACUGAACUUAGAUGUCAACCUUAACAGAGUGAGUCUGGUUACCUAAACCAAGUUCCUGCCCUGUAUCACCCUCAGGAAGAGCCCAUCUCCCUAGUGACUUAUAAGGAACCUAGAACUAAAUCUAAACCCAACCUUAAACCCGUGAAUACUCUAUUUUGUGUCAAAUUCAGACAAGCCAAGGCAGAAACAGUGAAUGGAGUCCUCAAGUCUUACCUUAAAUAUGCUGCAUAUACUUGAAAUGACAGUGCGGUUUGACUGAGAGCUCUUUUUUCUGAUGUUUUGUCAUUCAUCUCAGCUAAGGAGGUAAAUAUACUCCCAGGACUUUUGUCAGUAUAGUUAUUUAAUGAAUAGCUUUAAUUUCCAGCGGCAUACAUGACAACACAGACAUUUAGGUGUCUGCAGUUUUGCACUCAGUGGGAACAUGUAAGGGAAAAUAAGCUAAACCCUACUCAGGAUUCCUAUACGGGUUACG